AUGGCUGAAGCCUUUCAGGUCGCGGCGAGUGCAGCGUCAAUCGCCAACUUCGCGUUCAAGUUAUAUCAGACCUUGUCGGCAUUCGUGGUAAAAGCUCGAGAUGCGCAGUGCUCAGCGAAGCAGUUGGUCGACCGAGCUCAACGACUUCGGGAGACACUGCUUAUGGUCCGUGUGACUAUGUCGAACAGAAGCCGCCACUUUGACGACGAACAAGCAUCCGAAGCAGAACAGUAUAUCUGCAACAGGAUCAAUCAGGGCCUCAAGGCUUUCAGUCGUACCUUGAGACUAUUCAGACGCGAGAUCGAGAAACUGAAUGUGGGAGAGAGGGAGAGUUGGCUGGGUAAGACGGUCUGGCAGCUGAGGCGUGACAGUGCCGACCCAAAACUGACAGCCCUCCAAAGUGACAUUGCAGCUUUCACGGCUGAGCUCUCUCUUUCAUUGCAGUGCAUGAACCUCGCCGACGUGUCUGGGAGACAGAGCAGUAUCGAAGAGAAGCUCCGGGCCCUAGAUCGAAAACUCGAGGAUUGCAGGCACAGCGUAGAUGCUGCUAUAUCCCUGGAUGUCUCCGGCACCAUCGGAAGCUCCACAAGCUGCAAUAUACACACGCAAAGAGCGAUCCAUUCUAUAGCCGCGGCAGAGGCGGCUAGAAACUCCGUUGUGAAUGGCGGAGAGCCUACUAGAGAGUUGGCUCGUCUCAGCCGUAUCAUCACUGAGCGCGAAGACGAACAUUCAAGCCCAGGUACUGAAGCAUUGGUUGACACAGGAGAAGAUGAAGAAGAAGAAGAAAUAGAGGAGACUUCCGAGCAUGGGGAUCCAGCAACAACCCAAGCCGACGUUGUGGAAGCGGAUCCAGCAACAACCCAAGUCGACGUUGUGGAAGCGGAUCCAGAUCCCUCUUUCGAUGAUACCACACCACGCGAACCACUGGAGGAGCUGAUCAAGUCAUAUCAAGAGAGAGUCCAGCAAGGUCGAGUUGUUGGGGAUGAUGAUCUUGAGAAGGUCGAAGAGUUCCAGCGUAGAUUGAUCGAGCACGCUACAGAGUUCAACCAGGCGUAUGAACCAACACAUGACGUGGAACGCAUGUGGCUGGACUUAUCUCAUAUCCUUUCUGCCCGUGCUAGGCUCGAGGAAGCACAUGACAUCCUCAACACUCGGUUUCCGUCGAAUCCUCAAGGCCGAGUGGGUUUGACAUCUGAUGCACUGCUCCAGACAGAAUCAGAACCACGAACUCCGACCGACGCGCAUACACGAUUAUUACAGUCCGACUUCUACUACGCCCUGGCCGACCUACAACUCCAGCAAUAUGAGGCAACACAAGAUUCGGUGUUUCUGCAUGCUGCCACAAAAUGGGCAAAAAGAUGUUUCAGGCUGAGACUCGAUCUGCGAGACGCUGGUAUAAGAGAGUUUCGAGAAUCGGUGUGUCUGUUUGUUUUGGCCUUGAAAUUACAGCAACUUCCUGUCGCGGUCGACGUCUACACUCGUCUAUAUCUGCAAGACGUUGCAGCGCCGUCACCCCCAACUCCGCCUCCUACUCCCGUGGCUGAACCGCCUGCACUGGCUCCAGCGAGGUCCGUCCGGAGUCUGUCUUCCAAUGAGCUAGCUCCAGAGUGGUUUGAUAUCAAUGAACCUGACGGCGAGGGCUCCACAUGGCUAAUCAGAGCUGUUAAGAGAGGCGAUGUAGAGAAGGUGGACCUCUACCAUCGGCAUGGUGCGGACCUCGAAGUGCGCGACAAGGCGGGCAAGAACGCUUUGAUUCAUGCAGUGGAGAACGAUGAGUACCCGCACCUCGUGGUGAUAAAGCUUUUGGAACGUGGCGCCGACGUCGAGAGCACCUAUAAGGAUCUGACUGCACUCCAUUACGCCAUCUACCUCGACAAACCGACCGUGGUGAGACUUCUUCUUUCUAAGGGCGCCAAGAUCAAAAGCACCGUACAGGCUGGCGAAACAACAAGCACAGAGCCUGGGGAGCUUGGCUUGAAGGGGAAGACUACGCUGAUCUACGCGGUUAUGAGGAUGAACGCAUCACCAACCCCUGAAGUUCGGCGUUCGGAGUCAUCGCUCGAGGGUCAUGAUGCGAUCAUCUCCACCCUUUGUGAAAGACUGCAACAGGAACAGAAGGACGCGCCAGAUUCAGACAACUUGACGGCACUGCACCAUGCCGUGCACACGAAGAGGAUUGAGGCGGUCAAGACACUGCUAGACCAGGAUGUGAAUCCCAACGUGAAAGACAGACAGGGUAAAACGCCCCUGCACUACGCGGCCGAGAGGAAUCUGAAGAACAUUUUGAAACUCAUACUGGAUGCCUCCACGACCGAGAUCAACUUAACAAACAACGCCGGACGGACUCCCUUAUUUGUAGCAGCCAGGUGGAAUGAAUUUGAGAUAGUAGAGCUGCUGCUAGCUCAUGGCGCCGGGUUUGACUCCAACGCAUCGCUCGAUCGACGCCUCCGCCCGCCAGACAUGAACAGGAAUACAGAGAAGCUGCUGGAAAGCACGAAGACUAGUCGGCAUGGGAGAUCGGAUUCGAUGAGCACAGCCUCCUCAUCGCGGUCGCGACGCAGCUUGUCGUGGACGAAUCGCUCCCGGUAA
Messenger RNA from Cladophialophora carrionii CBS 160.54, 2589 nucleotides. RefSeq lists its product as uncharacterized. Bases 1 to 2589 code for a protein of 862 amino acids. Gene Ontology annotation, molecular function: protein binding. NCBI's taxonomy places the organism in Eukaryota, Fungi, Ascomycota, Eurotiomycetes, Chaetothyriales, Herpotrichiellaceae. The transcript has 2 exons. The record is from RefSeq and is a predicted model, not a curated record.